Molecule: messenger RNA, 2561 nt
Organism: Hippocampus zosterae (dwarf seahorse)
Lineage: Eukaryota; Metazoa; Chordata; Actinopteri; Syngnathiformes; Syngnathidae
Gene: p2rx1
Product: purinergic receptor P2X, ligand-gated ion channel, 1
Exons: 14
Coding region: 257-1585 (442 amino acids)
Biological process (GO): response to ATP; monoatomic cation transmembrane transport
Cellular component (GO): plasma membrane; nuclear inner membrane
Molecular function (GO): purinergic nucleotide receptor activity; extracellularly ATP-gated monoatomic cation channel activity; ATP binding
Source: RefSeq, a predicted model, not a curated record
GCUAAAGGGGCAAAAGAAAGGCAGGAAGGGAGGGAGGAAGGGAGACAGACAGACAGAGAGAGAGAGAGAGAGAGAGAGAGAGAGAGGGAGGAAGUCAAGACUUCUCUUGAAGUGCAUCCGACAUUCCUUGAGAGAGAAGAGGUGGCAGAAGACCUUCGUCACUGCUGAGGGGAAGCAGUCCAGAGGGAGCGCAAGCGUUUGGGUGCUCCGAGUGAGGUGAAGAGCCCCCUCCUCUCGCUUGGUCAGCCACCUGAAAAUGAAGAGCCAAAUCACCAACGCCCUCUCUGACUUUUUCUUCGAGUAUGAGACCCCGCGCCAGGUGCUGGUCAGGAAUAGGAGAGUAGGGGUGGUUUGUCGCCUCAUCCAGCUGGGGGUCUUGGCUUACAUCAUCGGGUGGGUGUUCAUCUACGAGAAAGGGUACCAGUCCACAGACACGGCGGUCAGCUCCGUCUUUACCAAAAUGAAAGGAGUGGGCUACACCAACGUGAGCGGAGAGGAGAGAGUGUGGGAUGUAGCUGACUAUGUCUUCCCGCCGCAGGGAGACUCUUCAUUUGUGGUGAUGACUAACUACAUUAUCACGGAAGGUCAAAAGAUGGGAAAGUGUCCGGAGCUCCCAGGCAAGCACAAUUGUAGCUCUGACGCCGACUGCGAAGGAGGGAGUUUCAAACGUACGGGACAUGGACAUAUGACUGGUGUGUGUGAUAAUGCAACAAAGACUUGCGAGGUUCUGGCAUGGUGCCCUGUUGAGAAUGACCACAACAUACCAGACCCUCCCCUCUUGAGGUCUGCAGAGAACUACACACUGUUCAUCAAGAACUCUGUAACAUUCCCCAUAUUUGGUGUGACAAGGAGUAACCUUGUCGAGGGCAUUGAUGCAACAUAUAUCAACAAAUGUCUUCACAAUACAAGAGAUUCUCCACUGUGUCCCAUAUUCAGACUGGGAGACAUAGUCAAGGAGUCUGGCUUUAAUUUUGAAACAAUUGCCAAAGUGGGAGGGGCCAUUGGCAUCGUGGUUGACUGGACAUGCAACUUUGAUGUGGAUGUAAAAUAUUGCAAACCCACAUACAACUUCCAUGGACUGUAUGGAAACCCCGAAGAGACAGACAAAGCCAGAGCAUCAGUUGGCUACAACUUUAGGUAUGCAAAACAUUAUAUGGAGGGCAAGGAACAAAAAAGAACCCUCCUAAAAGUGUUUGGCAUUCGGAUAGAUAUCAUUGUGCAAUCGCUGGCCAGAAAAUUUGAUAUCAUCCCAACAUUAACAGCAAUAGGCUCCGGAGUGGGCAUUUUUGGCGUGGCUACUGUUGUCUGUGACUUGGUGCUGCUGUAUUUGCUUCCCAAAAGAGAAUUUUACAAGAACAUGAAAUUCAAAUACACUGACACACACGGACAGCAUGACAGCGAGUCGCUCGGUUUAGACACAAGCAGCGUCUAUUUCACCAGUGAAGCCAAAACAAGACCAGGCCAAGACACUGCUCGGUCAAAUGGGAAUUCCUGUGCUUCUGUGAUGCAGGACCAUGAUUCAGAAGCAGGCAGUACAGAGACAGACGAAUCCAAAACUUCCACUAAUAUUCCCUUGCAGAAGUGACAACGGGGAAGAAUUUCACAGAAGCUGCGUUGCAUUUAUGUGAUACAGUGGAACCUUCAAAAAGACACAAGUCAACACUCCUUCUCAAUGGACACAAGAGGACAAUGUCUUUGACCUGACUGUGCAUCAUCGACCCACAUCAACAAACAAACCAAAAAGAAACUACAGCUAAUUGUGGUAGCAAAACAAAGCGAUUAAAUUGCAGUUGACAAUUUCGCGGUUCCUCACGAUGUACGACAUGCAACAAAAACGUUUGCAGAUGUGUGAACUGUGGACAACUAUCUUCUUCUGAGGUUGAUCUCAUCAAGCUCAGUGAGGUCGUAUCGGAAGUACAAUGACUUUGCACAAACAACUCACGAUUCAAUUUAUGAAUGUCGAAAUAGUGAACACCGUUGGGAACUGACCACAAGCAACAUAAUCGUAAAAUGAAUAUAGAUUUUUUUUUUCAUGCGUAGGCUUUCCAAAAUGCCUUUCAGUUUGGUACACAUGAAUAAUCCAACACAAUGGCUGUAUAAAUAAUUCUGCAUUUAAAAACACAAAGUCUUGCCCGACGUCAUCAGAAAAGCAUUAAUAUCAUGUUUUAUAACUGCUGGAAUGAAUGUACCUAACUCAAAUAGCAUACUGAAAAAAAAUCUAGUGAAAGUCGACAUUCCCAAAAAACAAUACCCACCCUCAUAUUUAGCAUAACAUGCUCAAAAUGUCUUUGCAAACCCCCCCCCCCCCUCCAUUUGCAUUGGAAUUUGAUUGCGGUGGUGCACCUAAUAAAGCGAGUGUCCCGAUGGGUGGAGGGAACCAGGGAUCCACAUCAGUUGUGUUGUGCGUCGUGCAAUCAAUUACCAAUUACUGUACUACCUGUCGGUGUCAAUGUCAAAGCAAGAAUUACACUGUGUGUGAAUGUCCGGCUGUCGCACUAACUUCAUCUCUGUGUGAACCUCGUGAUCCUAAUGGAAUUCAAUAAAACAUACUGUAGUUUGGC